Molecule: messenger RNA, 1425 nt
Organism: Penicillium expansum
Lineage: Eukaryota; Fungi; Ascomycota; Eurotiomycetes; Eurotiales; Aspergillaceae
Product: Cytochrome P450
Exons: 5
Coding region: 1-1425 (474 amino acids)
Molecular function (GO): heme binding; iron ion binding; oxidoreductase activity, acting on paired donors, with incorporation or reduction of molecular oxygen
Source: RefSeq, a predicted model, not a curated record
AUGGCAGGCAGCAUCGGCUCGGUUAUCCAUCAAAUCAUUUCCUUGGUCCCUUUCUGGUUCAUCGCGGCUUGGGGAUUAACAGUGACUGUUGCCUUUACCCUAUUCCGGGCCUACAAAGACCCUCUCUCCAAGAUCCCAGGUCCGAUCUUCUCACGAUGGACCGGCGUGGUGGAAACCUCGUACCAAGUCCGCGGGCACAGACAUGACUACGUUCACAGUCUUCAUCAGAAAUACGGACCUAUUGUUCGUUACGCUCCUGGUCACAUCGAUGUCUCCGACAUCGAUGCCGUGCUGAUUAUCCACAAAGUCAACAAGGGAUAUCGCAAGUCGGAUUGGUACCACUCAUUGGCCCCUCCGGGAGUAGAGACGCUCAUGAACCUCACCAACCCCACCGUCCACACCCGUUGGCGUCGUCUGCUAGGUGGUCCCUUCCAAGACAACUACCUUCAGAAAUUAGAGUCCGUGGUUGCAGAGAAAAUGGCCACAGCGCUCUCCAAGAUGGAGGAGGAGCUGGAAGAGAGAGGCUAUAUUGAUGUUUUGAAAUGGUGGAUCUACAUGGCCCUCGAUGUCAUCACCGAGCUCAGUUACGGCGCCAGUGUGAAUAUCUUGGAGGACGAGGAAGAAAAUCGGUAUAUCAUGGACUAUCUGGAGGGACUCGGUCCUAUCCAUGCAGUCCGAACCACGAUGCCGUUUGUGAUCACGAUAGCCAACUGGCUCCGGUUCCCGAUAUUCAACAAGCUCCUCAACGCAGGACCCCGUGCAGCGGUAUGGGCGGUGGAGACGAUCAAGGCAUAUAAAAAGCUGCUCACUGAGGAGAAUCCCAAGCCGACUCUAUUCACUCCUCUAUUCGAUAAAGGCGACAAGGGCUUUACAGAUACCCAAAUCACUCAUCUUGCAGGAUCCAACAUCACUGCAGUACGCGACAAGCUGGUGGGGGAAAUCUCACAGCUACCGGAGGGAUUCAAGCAUAACGAUGUGCAAAAUCUUCCGUAUCUGAACUGCGUCAUUCAGGAAUCGGUCCGUCUUUAUGCCGCCGUUCCCUCUGUGCUACCUCGGGCUGUUCCAGAGGGGGGCGUUGAGAUCAGCGGUUACUUCAUUCCCGAGGGUACCACAAUCUCCACGCAAUGUUACAGUCUUCAUCGGAGGGAAGAUUAUUUCCCCAAUGCUCUCCAAUUUGAUCCUGAGCGCUGGGUCAACCCAACUAAAGAGAUGGAAGAGGCAUACAUGGGAUUUGGCGCCGGUACUCGAUCCUGCGUCGGAACUAACCUUGCCCAUACGGAACUGCGGCUCGGGGCGGCUAAUUUCUUUCGCAAGUUUCCCAAGGCCAGGGUUUCGACCAAGGAGGGAAUGAAUGAUGAUGACAUGAGGCAGAGGGCUUGGGUCUUCACGUCCCCGGUUGGCCAUCGAUGCUUGAUUGAUCCUUGA